Molecule: messenger RNA, 2712 nt
Organism: Ostertagia ostertagi
Lineage: Eukaryota; Metazoa; Nematoda; Chromadorea; Rhabditida; Trichostrongylidae
Source: the annotation of a GenBank genome assembly
AUGGCUUUCAAAAUGGAAUCAAGUCAACUCAAAAUCGCGGAGAAACUCGUCAUUCUUAAUGAUCGUGCUGUUGGAAUGUUGACAAGAAUUUAUAACAUAAAAAAGGCGUGUGCAGAUCCCAAGUCGAAACCGGCCUUUCUCAGUGAUAAGCAUAUGGAGAAUGCCGUUAAACAUAUUGCACGCAAAUUCCCUGUUGUUGACGCCAGGAUGAACACCUCCACAUUCCACUAUGUUGACACCAUGAAGGAGGAUAUAAUUAAAUCUCUGGGUUUAUACUACUACACAUUUGCUGAUCUGAUGGAUCUGAAGGAUAAUAUACUGCAACUUUUGACAACUAUGGAUGCUUGUCAGUGUCAGCUCGACAUUUCGCUUAAUUAUGAACUGACAGCAGGAUACCUUAAUCUGGUUGUAAAUCUUAUUUGCCUGAUGGUUCUUCUCUCUCGCGUCGAUGAUCGUAAAGUUGUUUUGGGACUGUUCAAUGCUGCAUAUGAUUUGACGCACGUGCAAAGCGAAGCCUCGUUUCCACGUUUAGGUCAAAUGAUUCUGGAUUACGAGCAUCCUCUGAAGAAACUUAGCGAAGACCUUGGACCCUUGAAUCGAUUGAUUUCGUCAGCGCUUUCGUCCCUUUCUCCUGUCUAUCUUCGUCGAAAUAUUACUGCAAAUACAUGGAGGAAUGCUCAAAUUCUCUCUCUUACGGCCAAUCCCCAUCAAAUUUUAUACGCAGCUCAAACGGAUACGAUCGCGUGCGAAUAUCUCUCUUUGGAUGUUAUGGAUCGAUGGAUUGUCUUAUGUACAACUGUAUGCCAUUCCUCUUUGUUAAACGAUAAGAUCAUAUUUAAUCUAUGGCAGAUGUCUCUUCAAAUGGGUGUUUGCAUACGACUGUUCAGAGAUGAGGUUCUCCAAACUCAUCACGAAAUACAGCAGUUUUUCGACUCUAUAAAGGGAUAUCAUAAGCGAUCUCAGGAAGUCAAGGACUGUUUCUCGAUAGCACUGCAACAAAGCGCCUCUAUUCACGCUGAUCGUCGACGAUUUCUCCGUGUUGCACUUCGUGAACUUUGUCUUUUUAUUAAAGAUCAACCUGGUUUACUGGGCCCGAAAAUUCUGUUUGUCUGGAUGGCGCUCUCAUUCACCAGAGAUGAAGUAAUGCCUUUUUUACUUUCUUUUUGCUUCAUUCUAGUUACUAAAGCUGUUUUCAAGGUAUUAUGGCUUCUCCGGCAUCUCAGUGAAUGGCCUUCAUCAAAUAAAAAAGGAAGCAAACAGUGUGAUGAGCUGGUGGAUCGUCAGCUACCUGAGCUUCUUUACUACAUGCUUGAGUUGAGGCAAUUAGUAACGAAGCAUAGCGAUGUAAUACAGCGGUAUUAUUUGAAGGUCAAUCUUGUUCAUGUUGUUUUUCUAAUGAGCUCUUAUUUACAUCAGUGCAAUUUUGUCUUUAAGUAUGUGAACGGUUACGAUGCCAUCAUGACUCGUGAAUUGGUAUCCGCUAUUGGCGAUCUGAAUGAGGAGGACACAGCUAUUUUAUCUGAUUUUGCCACAUCGAUAUCCUCGAUUAAUUCCGACACCGACCUGCGAGCUCUGCGUCUGGACUGGUUCCGUUUCCAGGCAAAAAUGAGCAUGGCAAGGUCAGCAUGCUCGCUGCAGAAAAACCGAAAGCUGGCUAUCGUAAUGAACACGAACGUUUUCCAUUUGAAAAUGAUUGAUCUGCAAGAUGAGAUGCUCAAAGAAACUAGUGAUCUCAGUGUUUACUGGUUCUACAUUAGAACUUUGGAAAGACAAUGGAAAAGUUGUCUCACACUUCCGUCCCAGUCACGAUUUGCUCUCUGCUUUGCUAGAAUUUGCGGGCAUUUCAGUUCUGCCCUGCAUGAUAUGUGUCCUGAAGAAAAAAAUCACAUACUUGAGAAGUCCCUUGCCAUAUGUAACUCAAUCCUGGACGACGUAUGCCAAUCAAUUACCGACGUUGUGGGAGCAUUAUGCGAGUACGAGUUGCGACUGGCAGAGCAAACUUCUCCGAGUACUAUAGCCGCUCAGAUCGUUACUCAGAUGUUGCGAAGCAAGGGUAGCAAAAGCGCUGCAGCAGCUGCAGCUGCUCAAAAAGAUCCUAUUCAAGCUGGAGAAGAAAGUUAUCGCGUGGAUCGGCAGACACUGACUUAUCCAGACAAGCUGCUCACUACUUUGAUCGAACUCUGUGCGGGUGUGGGUCAAUAUCGUCAGCUUUUCAUAUCUGAUCACUUUUUCGCUCCCAGGGAAUACCUUAGUCAACACAUUGAGCACAAAUUCGUUGAACUCAUACUUGCUAUGGCAACCGAUUCCGCAUCUUCCACUCCUCGGAGGCCAUCUGAUCUUUUAAUGAUCAUCCAGUCUUACAUGACUGUCCUGCAGAAUAUUGAUGCUUGCGUUCCGUUGGAUAUAACGCGGCUGUUCAACAAUGUGUUGCUCCAGCAAACACAACCGUUGGACUCACGCAACAAAGAAACGAUGACGUAUCUCGAAGUGGUUUUACGCCGUGCAUCUGCUGGUCAUAUGCUGUGGAGUGAACAUUUACAGGCGAUGAUUCAAGUGGCGAAGGAAACGACUUCGCACCGGAGCAGUAUACUGAUCCAAGAGAUCGUUGUCGCCAAUAAGGAAGUGCUGCACACAGCAAGAACUCAGUUCGAUUGCAGCGAGCGCAUGAAGGAAGUUAUUCAAACGCUUUCUCAUGAACCAAAAAGACAAGAA